Molecule: messenger RNA, 10353 nt
Organism: Leptidea sinapis
Lineage: Eukaryota; Metazoa; Arthropoda; Insecta; Lepidoptera; Pieridae
Product: monocarboxylate transporter 14-like
Exons: 6
Coding region: 421-2733 (770 amino acids)
Biological process (GO): monocarboxylic acid transport; transmembrane transport
Molecular function (GO): monocarboxylic acid transmembrane transporter activity
Source: RefSeq, a predicted model, not a curated record
GCGAGUCGCCAGCACGAGUGUGCCAACCGCUAACCAGACGGAGACGCCACUCGCCAGCCAGUAAUCAGUAUUCAGUACGAGUUACGACACGUAUUGAGUCGGUUGAAUUUUGUGUUGAGUUUUUCAGCGAAACAUCGUCUUAACUCGGAUUAAAAAAAAAGUCAAUCACAUUGAACAUAAUCAAAAAAAGGAUUCUGGAUUAGUUACAUAAAGAUCACUCUUGUAUGGGUGACGUUAGCUCUGGCUUCAAUCCUUUGACAAAGAUAUUCAUGGUACCGGUUCAAAAUAAGCCGAACACCUUAAAGCUGAACAGCGUGGCGAGAAAGGCCAGCAGGUACUUCGCCAGGGACCCAAGAUUAAGAAGUUAAUCAAAUCAUCAUCAAACAUAGUCUCACUGCCAGUAUUAUAAUAAGCUUAGAUAUGGAACUAAAUGACAAAUCUAGUGCAAUUGUAAAAAAAAGAACACCACGUGAAAGUCUUAAACCAAACGAUGGCGUUCGUGAAUCUCUACUCAGUAAUACUACGUCAGGUAUUGGCAAAGGAGAAGAUGAUAAUACGAGUGUACCUACCUCAUUUUCUAGUCCAGAUUUUGAUAACGAUAAUCAGGACUUUUUAACUGUCCCAAAUGAAAUUAAACGCAAAACGUCGAAUUGCGUUGAAUUCACAGAAGUAAAUAUAGAGGAACCAGAUAGAGAAUUAACAAUAAUUAAUAAUGGAAAGAUAAAAAAAGAUAUUGAAAAUACUUUAAUAGAAGUCCCUAAAGCAAAUAAUUCCACUAUACCAGAUGGUGGCUGGGGAUGGGUUGUAGUGCUAUCAUCAUUUGUUAUUUCAAUGAUAGCAGAUGGUAUAAGCUUUUCUUUCGGAUUGCUUUAUAUGGAGUUUUUAGAUGAGUUUAAAGCAAGUAAGUCAACGACAGCAUGGAUUGGAAGCCUGUUCAUAGCUGUGCCACUUCUAUCGGGGCCAGUAAUGAGUGCUUUAGUAGACAGAUAUGGAUGUCGAAGCAUGACAAUUUUAGGGGGAGCUAUUUCUACUACCGGCUUUGUUCUGGCUUCGAUAUCGAAUUCCCUUGAGAUGAUGAUGUUGACUUUUGGUGUUAUCGCUGGCCUAGGUCUCGGCCUAGUAUAUGUUACAGCUGUUGUAUCGAUAGCUUAUUGGUUUGAGAAAAAGAGAAACCUUGCUGUUGGUCUGGGAGCAUGCGGAACUGGUGUUGGUACCUUUGUAUAUGCUCCCAUGACUCAAUAUUUCAUAGAAGAAUUUGGUUGGAGAGGUACCAUACUCUUACUAGCUGGUACAUUGUUGAAUUUGUGUGUUUGCGGAUGUGUAAUGAGAGAUCCUGAUUGGUGGAUACUAGAGCAGAAGAAGCAAAGAGAUGAUGAAAAGUCCAUAAAAGAAGAUUCUAAAUCAAAGUAUUCUAGUUCCGCCUCUAUUGUCAAUUCUUUUGUAUUAGAAAAUGAAUUUUCUCGUGGUAAAAAUAUGAAACGACUUAUUACUAAUGGAGUACCAGCUGAAAAAGUAAUACAAGAUGAAGUUACUAGUAUUAAACGUCGUGAAACACUUCUUUUAAUGAAAAAAAUGAACAAUGAUAAGAAGUGUCGAUCACUUAUAAAUAUGCCAGAUUCAAUUACUUCAGAUGUUCAGAUGUUGAAUAGCGGAGCUGAUUUGGGGAAAGAUUUAGAUGAAAAUGCAAAGUAUGUUAAAUUUGCUAGCUCCAAUCGCGACAUAGUUACACGUAAAUGUUUUGCACCUAGCAAUUUAGCAGAACCGUUGUUAAUAAAGGAUGCGAAGGAUUUGGAAAUUAAAUACGGCCAAAAAAAAGAAGAUAUAAGAAGGACUUUUUCGGAAGCUAAAGAUUUGAGGCCUUUAUUGAAACAAGAUAGUAAAGAAAACAGACGAGAUUGGUUGAAAAAACAACUAUCGGUAAAUCACCAUUACCUGAGAGACCUUAAAAUGCCAUUGAACUCCAUAAGCCAUAGAACUGCCAUGCUUAAUAUAAAACGAUAUAAAUUAAAGGCAUCUUCUUGUCCCGAUAUUUUCAAAAAUUCCAUGGUUACUGUCAACGAAGAUGAAGAGAAAUGGUACGAUGACUGCGUAACGUGUUUGGGUGAUAUGUUUAACGUAGAACUCUUCAAGAAGGUGACGUUCAUUCUUCUCUGCGUGGGCACCAUUAUAAUAUUCGUCUGGUUUAUCGUACCAUACUUCUACCUAGCUGAACAUAUGAUACAUAACGGGUAUAGUGAGGACGAUGGUGCUGUUAUGAUUAGCUUGAUUGGGAUUACAAACACUAUUGGAAUGGUUGGACUUGGUUGGAUUGGAGAUCUACCAAAAGUCUCCCUGGGAAACUUAUAUGCAAUCUGCUUAGUAUUUUGCGGGGCAUCAGUAGCUGCUAUACCUAUGGUUGUCGCCCAUUAUUGGAUUCUCGCAUUUGUGUGCGGUGCAUUUGGAUUGCUUUUUGCUGCGUCUUUCACAUUUGUGCCCAGUCUUCUUGUGAAGUUGGUGUCUCUUGAUGACUUCACAGCCGCGUAUGGGCUUGUUUUGCUUGCUGAAGGAAUUGGACAUCUAAUUGGACCUCCACUAUCUGGUCUUAUUUAUGACUUGACAUUAUCCUGGGAGCUGUCCUUUUACCUGGGAGGUGGAUGGAUCAUAGUAGCUGGUAUCCUCACAGCCUUUAUUCAACCAAUCAGAUCCUACCAGAAAAGAAAAGAAGCCGCACGCCAACUCAACGAAGCCAUAUAAACAUAAUAUUAUAUGAAAUAGUGCUAAUGAAUGACCCAUUGUAAAAGUACUACCCGGCUACAAUAUCUCUGGACCUCGAUGACGUCAUUAUCGUCGCAUUGUUACGGUGUGCAAAAUAAGCAUCACUAGGAUAUUACCUAUAAAUAAAUAAACAACCGUUUAUUUGUUCGGUAUUAUAGAUUGAUGUAAGGGUGUUGUGUUGUGAUGCUGAUUAUUAUUAUUAUAGUGAUGAAAAUACAAUGAAAGAAUCUGGGUUAAGUAAAAAAAUAUUUAUUUUUCUAACAGUUCCAUUAUGGCGACACAGAACAACAUAAACUACAUAACUAUCAACAACAAAAGUCAAAACGUAACAAUGAAAACUAUAAAAACAAAGCAGUGAGUGCACGAAAAUAUCUCGACAUGUACAUAACGGUAAUGAAACUGCAAACCGUACGGACGCAACAGAACGAGCGCGAGAGGGGGUGAAAGGGGAACGGGAGGGAGGCUCCACGUUCCAGAGAGGCCCAGAAAUAAUGUGGCCGUGUAGUACUCUCAGAUAAUCUGAGAAUAAGUCAAUACAAUGUCACAUGCCGACAGGCAUAAAGUUCUGAAAUAGUACGUUCACAAGCAAAGCCCUAAGUGACGUCGGGAGCUUCAAUACACCCGGGUUUCGGAAUAUUUUGUAUAACUAUAUUUUUAUUGUUUUUAAUCAUUAGAUUAAAAUUAUUUUAGACAUUAAUAUUUAUUUAUUAUUAUUUUUAUUUUAUUAAUUAGGAUGACUAAUGAUUAGAAAGUUAUAUCAAGAGCUACAUUAUUUAGAUAUAAUAUAGCUUUCUUCCCAUUACUAUUUGCAGGGAUUGUUAAUAAUAAGAUGCACUAUAACUUUGAAUUUUGUAGGAUACCACCGUAUCCGUUUUUUGGCUUAGUAGUAAUUUACUUAGAUAAGAUGUGAAAAUGCUGAAACUAAUAACCUUAGUUUAUACGGCGCGAUAGAGCCUCUUUCUGUUAGGCAAGAUGACAAGAGGCCAGGUUUACAGUAGUAAAAAGUAAAAGUAGCUGUCAUGCGCUCUAAAGUAUUAGAUCGCAUGACAGCUACGUCUUACACUUGUGAUACGUCAGUCACUUUCAGUACGGGUGCGUUUGCUGAAAAAAGAAGCUGUGCUGUGCUAAUAAUUGUAACACAAAUUACAAAUAAAUAAUUUAAAAUACACAAUUAAUUAAUUGAUGACGACGUUCUAUUUGACAAUGUCAAACAAAAGUCAGUCAUGAAUGACAGAUAAAUUGCACAUGUCAAAAUUGUAAUUCGAGUACUAAUGGUUAAAGAGAUAAUUUUUCUCAGCUAUUGAUGAAUGAGUAAAACCUGAUUAAUGUCGUCUGACUGUCUCUCUUUGGGUGGAGCGCUAGGGUUGGUACUACUAAAAAGAUUGACGAUACGGCCGGCGCUGUGCACCUAAUUUAACCUGGACAGUGACUCAAUAGUUUUGGCUUCCCAAGAUCGCUUAGCGGCCAUGUAAAUCGUGAGUUUGUGUGUGUGCGUAUAUUUGGGCGCACUAAAAUGAAGUUAAAUUAAUGUAUUAUGCUAUUGUUGUAUAUUUUAUACACGAUCUUAAUUAGCAAGUAUUAUACUGAAAUGAAGGCGUCAGUGCAGAAGGUGUACUCUCUUUCUCCGAAACGAAACUUCUUAAACGACGUAAUUUUAACGAAUGGAACCAUAGUAGGAAACUCGCGAAACUUCGAUCGAAACUUCGUUUUUCGUUAAAUAAGAGAAGACCAUGACAAUACAUGUAGUAUUGUUGUAUUCUAUGAUAAUAAUAUUUUUCAAUUGUUAAUAUUGUUAUUAGGUAUUGUACUUAUUGCAUAAUAUACGCCUGGCUAAUAUCUAAAUAUUAUAGCACGUUGAUGAAUUGUAUUUAGUACAAUUAUACAACACACAAUAUAUACAACAUAUAUUUAUUUAUUCAAAUACAAUUAUGUACAACAUAUGUAGUGUGGACAAUUGAAUUGAUUUAGACUAAUCGAAGUAAAAAAUGACAUAUUAUAAUACUGGUAUAUCGAAUGAGUCGGUAGUCCUAUUUAGCUAACAACGAUUCCCAAUAAGUAAAAACUAGGUAGGUAAUCAUCACCAAAGCCUGUAUUUGAUAGUGAUGUAAUACCGUGUGUAGUGAUAGUGUACCUACAUAAAACGAUGAAAUGUUUAAUACAACUAUAUUAUGUCCCGAUUAGGGUUACCAUCAUGGAAUAUAGUAAUAAAACUUCAUAUAAACUUAUAUCAAAUGAGUCUUUACGAGAGACAAAUUCUAAACGAGAUCAACUAUAAAAACCAACUAUUAUCGAAAUGUCAGGCUUUUUGUGAGGUCUUUUUAAGCUACUAAAUGAUAACAAUAGACCCGACUGAAGGGUUAAUUAAUAUCAUCGCGUUAUAUUGCGACGAAAUCCAAAACGAUUUAAAAGACAACGUUUUUUAAAAGGACGUUAGGCCAAAUAGAACGAUUUCUAAGAUUAUAAAAAUACUUAAAUAUUAUAUCACUUUUGCGAUUGCUUAAUAUUUCAUAUUAUUAAUAUAUAACUGGUUAGACAGUAACGAUAUUUAUGAUUAUGAAGAAAAAAUUACAUUAAAUGUAAAUAUUAAUUGACAACUUAGCAAACUUAACCGAAAGUUAAGUAAUUAAAUCCGCAACGCAUGGUCAGCGCGUGAACGCAUGGAUUACACGCUAAUCGCGGGGCGCGAAAGUAGGAAGCGGGAGUGCGGAAAUACGGACCCGUCGGUGCCUGCGCUUAAAUAUUUAUUUAUUUGGAGAGCAUGACUAUUUGUCUAGCCCUAAUGAGUCCUAGUAACACUGCGUCCACAGAGGAACCACUGUGUUCACCACUCAUACUUAUAGCUCGUCGUCAAGCCCUGACGUAUUUUCCAACUUCAGUAUUUUCUUAACGCGAGUAUUACAAACUACACCUGGGAGCAGGGUGUAGUCGCCUAGGGUGGUGUUACGCUUAUGCAUUAGUGGGCCGCAAUCGCAGAAGAGAUGAAGAGGCGUUUCAUCGGCCCCAAGGCAAAAAGUGAAAUUUUUUUGUUUUUGAUUCCGACCACACUGAGGUGCCUGUUUAGGCGACAGUGCCCAGUUAGCAUCUGGGUGAGUAUGCAUAGGAGCUUCCUGCUCAGUGAUAAGGCGCGCUAAACUAAGAAUGUGGUGCUGUGUAGGUAAAUAUCGUUACUGUCUCACCAAGUCACCAAUCAUAUAAGAAAGUCCUAUUUUACAACUUAUUUAAGAUUUUAAUUAUAAUAUUUCGUAGUAUUUUGAGAGACGUUAAAAAUUGUAUUUCAUAAGUAGUUACAUUAUAAUCCAAUGUGUAUUGAGGAUCAAGAACGUAGAUGAAAUAUUAUUUAUACUUUCUGCAAGUAAAGAUUUAUUAUUUAUUAAAAAUGUGCAAUUGCUCGCCAUGAAACAAUUUUGUAAUGAAUUAUGACAUGGAAUACAUUAAAAAAAAGCUAUAUCUAAAGACAUCGCGCGAGUUGAAUGCAGUCGGGCCCUGUGGCAAAGAGCGGCAACAUUUCCCCCGGCUGUCCGCACGGCUCGCCUCGCACGCCUGCACCUUAGUGCUGUACAGUCCUUGUCAGUUAUCGUAUUUUUACCAUGUUAUCACGUAAAUACUGAAGAUGCGAUCCCGUAUUUAUUUUAAUUUUAAUAAUGCACUGAACUCUACUAUAUACCACUAGACUAGCGGCUGCCGAAGUGCUUUUGGUCCUUGUUUGAUAUUCGCUAUUUUGGCGCUGUUGGCCAUGUAGCGAGAGUCUGUGGUACUAAAACUAGUGAUGACAACCUCAGCAAACAUCUAUAGAUGGUGAGAAACUACAACAAAAUUAUGUACUUUAGUACGUAGAUUCUUGAAGUAGAAAAUGAUAAAAAUUUAUUACAUAUGCAAAAAUACUUCAGAGUAUUGUACGUUCCUUCGCAGCCAUUUUCGGUUACGUUCCAAAAAAAACAAGUUUUUAUUCAUCGCCAAGCACGAAAAAUGACGAAUAAUGUUUUAGGCAUGUGCGUUGAAGAAAUACAGGACAACAAUUUGAGAUUUUAUUAUUAGGUUAAAAUAGUAAACUUCAAGCAUUGCUUAAAUCUAUCGACACACUCAUAAUUAUGGUCAUCACUUAUAAUUAGGCCAAAUCACUCUGCAUUUAACUCGCGCGUUAUUGCUAUGGUAGAAGCGGCUUUAAAGUGCGAGCCAGGGUCUUACAUCAUGGGUGAGAAGAAUUUUUUUGAGAUUAAUAAAUCGGUAACAUGUUAAGGGGAUGCAUGAGAAUGAAUUCAUCUUUAUAUAUUCUAUGUCUAUUAAUAAGCUAAAAAUUAGCGAAUAGAUAAUUUCUACACAUGAGGCCCCUUAUCAUUUUACCGAUGUUAUAAACUGGUAUGUUAUCUACCAACUAGCUAACCCCAUCGUUUAGUUAUCAAAAACCGAAUGGUUCGAGAUUGUUAUUCUUCGAAAACAAAUUGUUAUGAUAUACUUACUGUAAACUUUCAACGACCUUCUUUGUGAUUUUAAAUGCACAAUAAACUAAAUAUAACAUUAGUGCUAUAUUUUAUAAAUAAUAUUACUAGUAGGUUUAAUAUAUUGUAAUAAUAUUUAAUUCUAUAAAUUUGCAAAAUUAAAUUUUUAGCAAGAGUGCUUAAAGUAGACUUGAAUAUUGUAUUUGAAAUUAUAAUUAUAGUAUUGACAAUUAUUAUAUUAUCUACUGUUCGAUCUAUAGGUACUUAAUUAUGAUCAGUUGUUUUAAUAAAUAGACUAUUUAAGGAUCGUUGCUCGAGAAUACAGAUUUUGUUAAUCCCAUCCGUAGUUGAAUACAUAAUAUUGAUUAUGAUAUCCAUCUAUUUAUUUAUUAUGUUACACCAAUAAUAAAUCAUUAUAAAGUUGUAGUAUUACCCCCUUAUUCAUAAUAGUCUUCUAACUUAAAGCAUUGCUAAUUCUCACUCUGUCUUCUUCUAUUGACUUAGGUCAGAAUGAGAAAAAAACACUCUUUAGCGGCUGUUUAAAGUUAGCGGACCAUUAUGAAUAAGGGGGUGUGUAAGUAGGUACAUAAGAGAUAGUACAAUAAGACAUGCCUUUACAGGUGUAAACAGCAUUUACAUUUAGUGUGAAAAGUAUAAUAGUGUUGAUCAAUUAAUUAUACAUAAUAAAUUAAAGAAAUGAAAGGUUAACCUAAAAUUAUGAUAAAGAAGACAUUUCUAUUAAAAUAUGACGUAUAAAAGGUCCGAAAGAUUAUCAAAUUCAAAUAUUUUUAUUCGAAAUAUGAUAUGACAUCACUUAUUGAAAGUCUCAAAUUACCACCCAUUCGAAAAAGUAUGACUCACACCUGAGAAGAACGGGCGCAAGAAACUCAGCGGACUUCUUUUUUUGUCAUAAAAUAUGGUUACAAUUUAAUAUCGUACAAUAAAACUUAUAACUUAAUAGCCUGAUUGGGAAUAGAGCGACAGCCAGCACCAUUCCCAAUCCGUGGUAUCAUUAAGAAAGUCGUUAUUUUAUAGUAACCUUUACCACACUAACGCUUUUUAACAAUUCUUUUGAAUUUCGCAAUACAUUUGUUUUGAACAUUUCUGAGACCUUGUUGUAAAAGCAUAUUAUAUGCUCGCCCCACAAAAGACUUAGACUAAGUCAACAUAGCCGAGUAGUAGGCAUUAUAAGUUCAUGUCUGUUCUUGGUGUUAAAAUAUUAUGGUUACGACAGUUUCUAGCAAAUUCACCUAUGUGCCUAUGUACAUACAUGACAUAAUCAAGAAUAUAUUGAGAAUCUACAUUUAAGAUUUUCUUUAAAAUUUACUCUCAAUGAUUCUUCAGGAUAUUUUAUGAUCAGUUCCAAAGGAUCCAAUAUUAUUGUACUCUUUUGAAACCUCAUACAAAACAAACAUCACAUACGUCAGAGGACUUAUUUUUGGACUAACAUAUUAUAUAACUCAGAUAUUCUGUUAUUUGAGUUUUUAUACGAAACGGGUUUCCGUUCCCUGCGAUCAAUUCUCUCGUAUGAACUAGCCUCCUCUCUACCUACUCUAAUACAAAUUAUAUACAUUUAUAAAUAAUAAUAAUUUAAUAAUCUAUAUACAGUAAACAAAUUGUUUAGCGACAAGCUUGUUUGCAAGUUUGCAAGAGCGACAUCUCUAGUCAAAGUUCCGUGCACUCGCACGGAACGCGAGAGGUCGUGGGUUCGAGUCCCGCAUCGUUCAUAAAAUGUUGUUUUCUAAUUUUAUUUGUACACAAUGUCACAUUUAACAAAGACAAUAAUAAUAUGAAAUAUGCCAGAUAAAAUUAUAUUUCUUAUCUCGCACAGCCACUUUGUAGAACCAUUUAUUAACGGUUACUGUUUUCCAGAACUUGGGGACCUUCAAAAAAAGAUCAUACUUCCUACCUACCUUAAACUUGUGCAACGCAUCUUUUGACACCUGGUGUUGUGGAUGUUCAUGGGCGGUUGCUUUACCAUUUCCCCCAUCAGCUGAGAGUUUGACCGCUUUUAUAUAAAAAAAAUAUUGAAAUCGCUGAACUGAACGAAAUGAAUACUGCCCAAAAUAAAUUUACACGAGCUUCAGUUUUACGUAUAUUUUUUUAUAAACAGAAAACAUGUAUUAAUAUUCUGAGUCUUUUCGAAACUUUGGAAAAGCAAUCUACAAACUAGACAAAUUUCAGGUAGGCCUAUACAAAUACUAAAUACUAAGACAAUUUUAUACACUUUUAUGCCACGUUCAAAAACAAUUUAGAGUUUUUCAAAUAUUUAUUAGACAAAAUUUUUGACAAUUGUUGUUUUAAAUAUUUUUAAACUGUUAGAUUAGAUCAUGAAUAGAUACUGGAAACACCUAAAUAUAAAUAGUUAAUAGUUUAAUUAAAAGAAAACUCAAAUCAGUCAUCGGAAGGCUCAGAAUUAGAAAUAUUUGACAACAUAUGCUUAGCACUAUAGAGUUCAAAAAGUCUCUGGAACAUGUUAUAGUUAUACAAUAAAAAUAAAAAUGUAUUUUUAUAGAUAGAAAUGCUUCAGUGAUGUUUUCUCCUUAGUAUAGUUCUAAAACAUGGCAAUUUAAGUUGAACAUACACUACACUUUGUCCAUUUUAAUAGUAAUUAUUUGACUGUUCACGCCCAUGAAAUUUCGUUUUGUUUAUGUUAAUAUUUCACACAGAUAAAAAUUGUUCUUUAUGGACGGGCACCGCCUCCUUAAUCAAGUGAUGUGCCAUAUUUCAUAAUAAUAAAUAUUAUAUUUUUUACAAAACAGCGAUAUCGAUUAUUACGCCAGUCAGUACUCGAGCAAAAGACUAUUAAUAAAAUGAACAAAGUAUAAGUCCGAUAUUCUAAAAGCCGUCUCUACUCGUUCCUAAUCCAUGAUCGACUUCUGUUUUGAAGGUUUGAUAUUAAAUUACGUAUUAUUGAGUCGACAACUAGAAUACAGACCUAAAACAUUUUUCUGGUGACAGUUAACUAGUGUAAUAUUUUAUCACUUGCCUCAUAUUAUAUAUUCCUCAAUUCAAAAAUAAUCCAUCGAAUUGUUGUAACCUUUAUGGGUUAGGUUUAAAGGUUUUUGUCUAUUCUAGUCAUAAGUUUUAAAUCCGUACAAUAUUAUUUCCAUGUUAAAUUAAUUCUAAGACCUUAUUAAUUAAAUUAUAACCUAUAAUUAUA